UAUGGGUGGGCGCCUGAUUGUCUGGUGGUGCUGGAAAACGUCAAGCCUUGGAAUAUGUAACUUCUCCUACAUACACACACCCUCUCCACUCGCUACUACAUAUCUUCACACACGCUGCCAAACUCUGGAGGAAAUCACAGAUCCAAUAGACACACAUCCGUUGAGUUAAAUACUUCCGAUGCACAAGACUGGUUAACUUGGGGCAGAUUGAAGUAUGGAGAGACCACAUGGGGGCAGUUUUAAAGAUGGUUCUUCUGACAAAAGUGACAAAGGGACAACCAGUGGGGAUGGAUUGUCCUCAUGUGGUUCAUCUUCAGGUCCUGCAUCAACAUUUUCCUCAAACUUAGAAGGUGAAGUUGAGGAAAAGAUGGAAGUAGACCAGCCUCUUCUUCUGCCCUCUCUGUCCUCCUUACCAUCAAGCUCUUCAAUUACAAUCACAAAAGCCACAUCAACUCAACAGAGACCAUCACAAGCUACAUCAUCGUCGUCUUCAUCUUCGUGUUCUGUAUCUACUCACACCACCUUAGCAUUUUCCACUGUCACAAGGAAUACAUCAUCAUCAUCAUCCACCCCGUCUAGUGAUGCUGUCUCAUCGAUUAGUAGAGGAAUAUUGGGACCAGACAUGAUGCCAACUAUCCCACUUGUUCCAGUGCAAGUUCCCUGUAGUAGAAGUGGAAUUGUAACCAUCCCCAAAAUCCGUGGUCGUUCGAAGGGGUUGCCUCUUAGCCCAUCACGAAGUGGUAGCUUCCAAGUGCGAAAAGGAAUGAAAAUCAAGAGACUUGGCAGCUUGCGAGGUCGUAGUGGGCGUCGUCUAACUCACAGUAUGUCUCUUGAGGAGAGAGGAGGAACAGGUGGAGAGGACUCACCUCUACCACUUGAUGAUGAGGCUUAUGCUCAAGAUGACAUGUUUAUUGCACCCACAUAUCAGGACAAGUGGCCAGGACGAGUGUGUGGGCUCUGUUGUCUCGGGGAACAAAGUCAGCUUGGCCAAGGGGAAUUAAUUAGACAUGAUCCUACAGCUGGUUAUACUCUGCCUGAAAAAAUUAUGUCGCCAUCUGAGAAUACUGCAAAUGAAUCACCUUCAUCUAAAAAGUUAAAAACUAACCCAUCAUCUUUGAAAGAGAAGGGAAAAUCGCCAAGGAAACAAGUAGGGGAAGCUUUACCAGAACCUGUGGAUGAAAUUUCUCUAGUUGGUCACUUGGAACAACCUAGUAUAGCUAUGUUAUUUGAGCCAACAGGUCACUGUUUUGCACAUUAUAUGUGUGCCCUCUGGUCAUCUACAGUCGAGCUGAUUAACGAUGAUACAGUCAGCUCUGUUGAUAGAGCCGUUGUUGCUGGAGCAAGUCAGAGAUGUGUUCACUGUAAAAAAUUUGGUGCCACACUUCCUUGCAAGGUGUCUGGAUGCCAAAGAUUUUAUCAUUUUCCAUGUGCAAUGAGUGCUGGGGCUCCUAUGGAUCUUAAAACUGUGGCAAUGGUUUGCCCACCUCAUGCAGAUAAAAGCAAAGACUUGCUGGUGGACAUGGCGUGUAUGGUAUGCGAACAUUCAUCUCCUGAGAGUUCUCUUCUCUUCUGUUCUUCUUGUGGCAAUCACUACCACGGCCUCUGCCUGAAGCCUCCAGUUACUGCCAUCUCGGUUUUACGUGCAGGAUGGCAAUGUCCUGACUGUAAGACGUGUCAGAUGUGUCGGCAGCCAAGCGAUGAAAUCGUGUGUGGGGUGUGUGACAAGGCGUACCAUGUGGUGUGUGCCCGCCCCUUUGGCCUCUCCCUCUCAAGAACUGGGUGGAAGUGCAAGACAUGUCGUGCUUGUGGAGACUGUGGUUCUCGAACACCAGGCAAUGGCUUGUCAUCACGCUGGCAUUCCAACUUUACUGUAUGUGAUUCCUGUUACCAGCUUCGCAAUAAAGGGCUUGCCUGCCCAAUUUGCCAUAAAGCAUAUCGAGCAAUUGCCCAGAAAAAUAUGGCUCAGUGUACAAAGUGUAAAAGGCAUGUCCAUAGUAUGUGUGAUAUUGAUGCUGACCUCAGUGUAAUCCAGGCCAAGUGGAAUGCUGACCACUCUUAUGAAUAUGUUUGCACCAGUUGUAAUAGGAUAGCUCCAUCCCCAAGUCAGUCACCACAUACAACUCAAGAAGACAGUUGUGAUGGGCCCCCUGAAUCCUCAGUUCACUCCGAAGACUCCAAUGAUACAGAUUUAACUUCAGAGGGUAAAUCUGAAGAUCUUUCUUCUGUCCAUAAACCUCAAAGUAGUUUAUAUUCUCGUGGAAAGCCUCUAAGCUUAGCUAAGAGAGGAGGAUUUCUUCCUAGAUUACGGGGAGGUGCUGGUGAAAAGUAUGGUGUUGGGAAAAAGGCAGUGUCCAGCUCAAAGAAACGAGGGCAAACAAUGCCAAUCCGUAGAGGUCGUGGCAAUAGCCGUGGAUACAGAGGAUACUUCAACUAUCAAAAUAUUUCUCUUCAGGUGAUGGAAUCCAAUCAUAGUUCUGGAAAGGAGGAAGGCGAAGAAAAUAAGUUUAUUCUUGUGUCUACGGACGACGAGUUCUGUCUGGAACAGGAUGUUUGUGCCAUGUGUGGAGCGUUUGGACAAGACCAGGAAGGUCGCCUCAUUGCUUGUGCCCAGUGUGGCCAGUGUUAUCAUCCAUUUUGUGCAAAUGUAAAGGUAACGAAAGUAGUGCUGCAGAAAGGUUGGCGAUGCUUGGACUGUACCGUGUGUGAAGGGUGUGGCGAGCGUAAUGAUGAGGCUCGCCUAGUUCUGUGCGAAGACUGUGACAUUUCUUAUCAUAUAUAUUGUAUGAAACCUCCACUAGACCAUGUUCCAUCAGGUGUUUGGAGAUGUAAAUGGUGUGCUAUGUGUCUCCACUGUGGGGCUACUGACCCGGGCCCCAAUGCCACCUGGCAACAAAAUUAUAGCAUGUGCGGUCCAUGUAUGUCUAUGACUCAGUGUCCAGUAUGUGACGAACAAUAUGCUGAUGGGGAACUCAUUAUUCAGUGCUCUAAUUGUGAGCGCUGGCUGCAUGCUUCUGAUGACAUGAUUCACACCGAAGAAGAAGCUGAAAGAUGUGCUGAAAAAGGUUACUUGUGUUUAAUGUGCAGACCACAGGAUGCAUUGCCUCCCCAUCUGAUUCCUCAUACCCCACCAAUGCGUUCUACACGUAUUAUACACACUACAACUGUUACUACAGCAACUACUACUACUACAACUUCAACAAGUCCAGUUCGUGCUCCAAGUCCUGUUGAUAUGACAAAGGUUACCUCUAAGACUGUAUUUUGGGUUGAUGGCAUCUGUCUUUCUGAAUGUGGAAUGUUCCAGAUCAAGACCAUGACGCUAGAGCCCCAGAAAAAAUCCAGCAUCAUCACACACAACAGGAACCCGAAAACAGUCCGAACCAGCCGUGGGCCCUCUAUAGACAGUAGUGGGAGUCGUGAUAUUGAUGAUGAUGAUGAUGAUGAUGAUGAUAAUAAAUUAGAAAAUGAAGAGCCAAAACAUUGGGUUUAUGGAAUGAAAGAAGGAACAAUUUUACAAGCAAAGGAAAAUGGAACACCUCCAGAUUUACCUGAUGGCUUCUACACUUUACCAGGUCCUGAACCUGGAACAUUCACAUUGCGGAAGCGCAGAUACCGCAACAUUAAAACAUUAGGCAUUGGAGGUUUCCAAGUGCGUGUGCGCGGUAAAAAGGAAGAGGAGAAGGCCCGAGAAGAAGCUGCAUUAGAUCCCCAGGUGCUGGAGCUUCGGCGGAAGAGAAGUAAUUGGCGGACGAAAAAAAAAAUAAAACUUCUUGAGAAGUUUCCAUCUUAUAUACAGGAAGCCUUCUUUGGUAGGAACCUGAUGGAUACCAGUAAUUUAGAAGAGGAGAUGAAGCAGAUAAGUGGUAUGGAUGAAGAACCAGAUGAUGAUGUCCUUGAACCUCCAAAACCCAAGUCUGCCAUUACACUUUCCAAGGAUGAACUUCAGCUUGUUCAAGCAGCCCAAAAUAAACAGCAUGGGCAUGACAAGCAUCUUGAUGGAUGUUUGCAGACUAAACUGCUUUCUCCGCAUCGUAUAAAAUCUGAGGAUAUUACAGAUGCCAAGAAGAGAGACAAGAAAAAUACAGAUGAUAAAAAAGAUCUUAAGAUAAUUAUUAAGGAUGAAGACAUGGCAGAAGAGGAUGAAAAUAAUGAAGCCAUUGAUGCCAUCUUUGCUCAGGGUGGUGAUAUUACUGACAUUCUUAUGCAUGACAUUAUUAGUGGUGCCAUGAAGGAUGAUGAUGCCAACUUAACUGGUGAUGAUGACAUAUCUCAAGAUACCAUUGAUGUUCCAUGUGGCAGAGGUAAUGGGACAAAGCUGACAGAUAUUCUUGGACCAGGCUUUAACCUUGAUGAUGUGGCAGAUAUUAUGAAAAAUCUUCCUGAAGAUAGCACAGAAGAUAGUCAAGAUUCCACACUAUCAACAUCUAUACCUUUGUCAUCGGCACUGGGUGGUGUAGAAGGGGAAGGUUCAACUUGUGUAGAUAGUGAAGCAAGUGUCAACAGUACUCAUAUCGUAUCUCCUGCCACUCAACCUACUAUUUCUCUUCCAUCUACGAAAGAACCUCUUAUGACUUCCAUAACACCUUCAGUCACCCUCCCUGCAGCAUCAACACUUCGUCCAAAUCAACCACCUGUUGCACCAUUAUGCUCUAUGUCAACAGGAGCAGCAAUCCCAUGUAUUCCACAAGCUCCAGCAUUGUCGUCAAUUUCAGUUGGUAAUACAAUCCAAGGUCCGAGUCCUAUUCCAUCCAUUAAAUGCCCUACCAGUAUGCCAAGUCCUGUUGGACUUGCAAGCCCCAUUACCCAUCAGAGUCCAUCAACUCUUCCAAGCCCAUUACCAGGUCCUGUAACUGGUGGCCCAGUUUUAUCCCAGUCCCUUCCCAGUCCUCUUUCUCGUCCAGAUUCACAGGCAUCAUCUCAUGGAUACCCAUCGACUACAACAUCCUUUUCAACUACCAACAAACCUACAACUCCUACAGUUCCUGAGCCACCGAAAAUUUGGACAAAUACUGAUUCACAAUCACAAAGCCUUACUCUAGAAGAGGAUGAAUCUCUUGGACCAAAGGCCACCAAGGCAGCCGUGUUAUAUGUCAACGUUCACAAACCUAAUCUCAAAACUGAUUUUCCAGCUGUGGCAGAUCGGGAAAGACAAAUCAGACGUAUCUGGAAGAACCUGAAAGAUACUGAACAGAAAAAGAUGUUAAUCCAAAGAGCUCGUGAGAAUAAGAAGGAAUACUAUAAAAACAAACAGGAACAACAGAGAGCAUUGAAGAAUAGUGAGAAUAUGGAAGGCUCUACCACACCAGGCUCAGCAGGAACCCCAGGAAGUGUUAAUGAGGGAGCCAACACUGAUCCUAGUCCUAUGAAUACUCCUCAUGCUUCCCCUCGCCCUCCUCUGCCAUCACUGACGCCUCCACGUCCAAUGAUUAUCACACAGCGACCUCAAAUGCAGUCUGGGUCACCCAUGAGACAAAAUAUCCCGCAUGGCAUAAUUAGAGGACCUUUAACUCAUUCCCAGGGAACAAAUGAUCCUUAUGCUCUUCCACCAGGAACUCCUCAUCCUAGCAAAUCAGCAGAUUCAUUUACACAUCCACCAUCAACUCCUACACCACAGACAUCACCUUUGCCUUCACCUACAAGUGAUCCUUAUUCUCGGAUACCACCCUCUCCAAGGCCUCAUUCCUCUGAUCCUUAUAGUUUACCUCCAGGAACACCACGACCUGUUCCAAACGACCAGUAUACAAUGCCACCACCUACUCCUCGCCCAAUAGAUCCAUAUGCAACUCAGCCUCCAGUUCCAAGACCCUUAACAUCUGAUCCAUUUACAACUUGUGCCACACCAACUGACUCAUUUUCUCAGCCGCCAUCUUCCCCGUAUGUUCAAGCUCCACCCACUCCUCGCCCUCAUGAUGAUGUCUAUGGGCAGCCUCCAACUCCUGGUCCUCCAGGCUCCAUCCCAGAUCCUGCACGCCAGCAACACCUUCGAGAGUUACUUCAGAGGCCUUGGAGUGAGAAUCCUGGGGUACAUCAGCCAGGUAUCCCACAACCUAUGACUUCUCCAACAGGACUUCCUGGGGAGUUUCGGCCACCUCUUCCACCUGUGGUUCAGGGACAAGGUACUCGAAUGAGACCUAGCAUGACACCAGGUCAGCCUAGCAUGAUAACGCAUUCUGUCUCUCCCCAAGGUGGGCAGAUGGAUCCAAGAGUUAGGAUGAUUCUUCAGCAAAGAAGUUUACAACAGCAGCAAUCACAAAGGCAGGCUGCUGUUGCUGGCCGUAGCCCCAUGGACCCAUUUAAUCCUCAUGUGCAGCAUCGUCCACCUCAGCAGUACAUAAGUACUGCAUUACCUGGAGUACGUCCAACUCUGACCAGUGUGGUUAGAGGCCCCUCUGCAACUGUUAUGGUGAGCCAAGGGUUAGGUUCUCCUCAUUUACCUUCUGGUGGAGCUGUAAGGGUUCCUGUUGUGUCUCCUACACAUCAUCAGCAACCACCGACACACACACUGGGGGGGCCACCCCAUCCCUCAACGCUUCAUCAACAACAACCCCAUCAUCCCUCAUCUCUCCCACAGCCACCUAUUCAGCAACAGUCUCACCCACAGCAGAACCAUCCACCACAGCCCUUACCCCAGCCCAUACCCCAGCCCCUACCCCAGCAACCCCAUCAACAAAUACCUCAUUCUCAACAACCACAACCUCAUCCUCAGCAACCACAUCAAUCAUUACCUCAUCCUCAACAAAACCAACCUCCAUCACAGCAGCAGCAGCUAGAGUCAGAACUUCCUGAAGCAGUGACUCGAGAACUGGAGCAGCUCGAAGAAGAACAGCAGCAGCAGCAACAUCAUCAUCAAGACCCAACACCACAGUCAUCAACACCACAACCAACACCAUCGCAAACAACGGGAGAUGACUUGGAGGAUUUGGCUGCAGGCGAUCUCACCAGUAUGGAAGAUGAUGACUUAUUAGGUAUGGGUGGAGAUUUCAAUGCCCUCUUAGAAUUUGCUGAUGGAGAAGAUGGGGAGGAGGAUAAUGAAAAGCUGCCUUCUAACCUCUUUGAUGAUCUUGGUGACGAUGAAGAAGAAAGGCGGAAAAAAGAAAGACGUAGAGAUUUGGUAAUGUCCCGUGGUCUGCAGCAGAGAGAUAGGAUGGGGUUGCCAAGUGAGAUACCUGUAUGUUUACCAUCAUCUGGGCCCCUUUCACAUCAUCCAAGACCUACCCUACCACCUGGCCAUGAACCUGAGAACCACCCUGUCAAUAGUGUAACCUUGGACAGGGGACCACAGUCACAAGAGCCUCAUCAGUCUCCAACAAUGCAACACAGUGUGCAACAGAGGCCUGGCAUUGAACCAGGGGGUGUGUCACUGCAUCAUCCUGAGCCAUCAUUAUCAUCCAAUAUGGCUCCAUCAGGCCCAAGUCCAGUUAAUGUAAGCAAUACUGAAUGUUCAAAUAUGCCCUCACCUUCAACAAUGGUUCCAAUUGGGCCUUCUUCUGGACCUCCACCUGGACCUCCACCUGGGCCAAUAAUGGGUCCAGUUCGUGUAACGAUGAGCACAUCCCCUCAACAGCAGCCAGUUCAGGCUCAAAUGGCACCACAUUUAACCCAAGUGAACCCAAGGUUUUCAGGUAUUGGAGGUGGAGUAACUAGGAUGCUUGGACAUAGGCCAGGAAUGAUCCGUCAGCCAGCUCCGCCACCACCACCAUAUCCUGGCCACCCCCCUCCCCCUUACCCAAGAUCCCAGGUGAUGGUGAGUGAGGGUUUGAUGGUGAGGGGACCCAUGGCAGGCAGUGUGGGAUCCCCCUUGGGGGUCGGGGGGCCACCACUGCCACCCAUGAUGAGGCCCAGCCCACACCACCCAGCCUUGAUGGGUCCAGGACCCUCAGUGGUGAUGGGUGGGCCUCGCUUGCCUCCACACAUGGCUCAUGGUCCCCCCGGGGGCCACCCACACCUGCCCACAGGGCCACCGUCCAUGGGUCCACCCGGCCCUCAUGGCCCCCAUGGUCCACCAGGCCCUCAUGGCCCUCAUGGGCCUAUGCUGCCGCCACAGCCACUCAGGCGACCACUACUACUGCAGGAACAGCCCUUGCUAAUAGAAGAUUUGUUGGAACAAGAAAAGCAAGAGCAGAUGAAGCAGCAGAAGGCCAACCAUCACCAACAAGAAACCUUAGGGCCAGCUGACCUAAACCUCAGUGACGUAGAUUAUGAGAAACUCAAAGCUGAUGUUCUCUCCGUUGGAAACCCUUCAGUUGGCUUACCACCAAUAUCUGGAGGCCAAAUACUGAAUAGCGGUGGUGGUGUACGGCAGCCAUACCAGCGUAUUGUGGGUCCUCCACCUCCAGUCUCCACCCAGACAACCCAAGUACCAGGACCAGUCCAACCCAUGACGCGCCCAGUGCGACCUCAAGGUGAUCCUGGCAUGCAUCCUGCACUACUACAAGCUGUUCCCUCUCGUGUGACGGUACCUUCAACUCCAAGCACAGUGAAUAUUAAGUCACUUCCUCCACCUCCACAGCCUCCUGAUAAUCCUCAGACUGAAGCUGAGAGGCAACAACAAAUUCAAUAUGAGCAAUGGCUUGCACAACAACACAGUUUAAUUGCUUCUCAACAGAGACACUAUGAAACGGAAAUCAUCAAGCUAAGAAAGCAGCGUAAAAGCCUGAACAGUCGUCAGAGAACAUUAAAGAAAAAUGGGCAGGAAUUAAAUGAACAUGAUGCAGCUGAACUUGCUCGUGUGCAGAGGGAAGCAUCUGCAAUCCAACGACAUUUAGAGCAGUGUCGUAAAUCUGCCAGACAGCAUGCUAUGAUUAUGCAGGAGUACAACACUAAAAAGAGAAAUCGACAAGGUCACAUAAUGAACACGCAAGGUGGAGUAAUGAAUGUGUCUCCAGGAACUAUGAUGACUGGGGCUUCUACCAUGGUUCCUACAGGUUCAUCACCCAUGCAUUCUACUCCGCAAAGCCCUCUCAUGUCCCCUUCGCCAUCAUCUCAACCAAGUAUGGGCUUGAGUCCUAUGGUGCCCUCUCCACACACACCAGUAGCAUCUCCUAAUCCAACAAUAGUGCCACAACAUUCUCCUCAUGCUAUGGUGGUUCCAGGUCCACACCCAUCCCCUGGGGAAUCACCUUUUAGUCCCCAGACUUGUAUGCCUUCUCCAGGAGGAGGGUAUCCUGACCAAGGACCACGUGCUACUUACCCUGGAGCACCCCAGGGAAUGGCACACCACAUGAUGGUUCCUCAGAUGAGAGUUAGAAUGCCUGUUCAUAGUCCUGGCACUCAGACAGUACAACCAGGGCAGAUGUCACCACAUAUGAUGGGGGUAAGAGCAGCAUACCCCCAGGCUGGAGUAAUGAUGCCCCAGGGUCAAGGGGCAGCCAUGAUGAUGAGACACCAGUACCCACAGGGAGUGAUGCCUCUUCGGAGACCUUCUGGAUCUGGACCUGUUCCUAGUCCAGGUUCCGUUGGCCCCAUACCAAGUCCAGGUGGACCUGUUCCAAGUCCUUUAGGAGGUGGAAUUGCUAUGAAACCUAGUCCAGUUCAUAGUGGCUUGAAGAGUCCUGUGCCACUAGCUAGUCCUAGUUCUGGUGGUCCAGUUCCAAGUCCUAUAUCUGGGAAUAUGUCUAUGAAACCAAGUCCAGUUCAUAGUGGCUUAAGAAGCCCUGUUCCCCUUGCCAGCCCUCAGAUGCGUCCUCACAGCACAGAAAAUCCAAGCACUCCAUUAACCCCUCGCAGUGUUGGUGCUGGAGAGAUAGGUGGAGCACCAAACACACCCCACAGUGAUAUAGGAUGUGCGAGUAGUAACAGUAGCCUAGUGAACAGUCCUCAUCCCUCUGUGUCUACACCCACUAGUGAUGCAGUGCCCUCACCUGCUUCCUCAUCCACAUCUACUGCAGGAGGAACAGUUGCGUCAAGACCAGGAGGAGGAGGCGGCGGUAAUGCUAAUAAUCCAAAUAACCCUGCACCACUUCCACCACACUUACGAAGAUUUGGUUAUUUCAAACUUGGGCUUAGAGGCGGUACUCUUUUAAGAAGUCGUUGGGGACACUUCAAAUUUGGCUUGAAAGGUGGAGCACCCCUUGGGGAAAUUGAGAAUAAUACAGUACAAACCACUUGCAGCAAUGAAAUUGCAACAACAGCAACACCUAAUACUACAACAAAUAUUAACACCACCACCUCUUCCAUGUUAAGGGCUGUCAAUACCACAGCACUCUCAAUAAAAAAUGAGAUAGAAAGUCACGAAGGACAGGAGGGGCUAGCUCAUGUUCUAAGUGAAAGUAUUAAAGGGCCAGUAGUAAGAAUGAUUGGUGGAAUAGGGCCACGAGGAGGCCAGUCUGCAUAUUCUCCUGCAGGAAUAACAACAACUUCUUCAAUGAUACCUCAGCUUUCAUCUAGUGUUAAUAAAAUAAUUGUUCCAGAGCCAGCAAAAUCUGAAAUUCCUCCAUCAAGUCGACAUCAAGCAGUAAUAGGUAUUCCGGGUGGAGGUGCAAUCUUGUCUCAAAACAGCAUGUACCCCAGUCAUACUGUAGCAGUAGCGCCUGGAAUUAGAUUACCAAGUGUCAAUGCCUCAUCCAAUUAUCCAUCAUCAAACAUUGUGUCUGGUUGUGUAGCCACCACCAGCUCUGGUAUGAUGGGUGUGGCAGUUGGUACAACAGGUGCUUGUGGUAUAAGUGGUUCUCUUGUGCCACCACCUAUUAUGUCUGUGACCUCGUGUGCAGCAACCACAGCAUCUAUGUACAAUUCGAGUAUGGCACCCACACACCGACCACUAGAUGAGGUUUCCACUCAUAGUACUAUUGUUAGCAUCAAUGACCAAGUAAGCGGGAUAUCAAGUGGGUUAACACACUUUCCGAAUAAUUCAGGCUUGCCUUCAACAUCAGUUUCGGCAAUGACCCACACCACGCCUUCUCUUGGCCGACCACUAGUAAGUGUUCCAUUACAGCAAAUUGGUUUACAACAAAGACCUGUAUUAAAUACACCUGGAACUCAAUCCAUGGCCACACAGCAGGUCAGAACCCUUCCAUCCAUAGGUCAGCUACAGUCAGGGGCAAGACAAUUUAGAACACAGUUAAUAAGAGCUCCAGUUACCCAACAACCUGGAGGUAUUGAUCUAGAAGGCCAUAAAGUAGUAACUCAACAACAAGUGAUGCAUCAGUCCAUAGGUCAGCCUGUUGGGGUGUUAUCCAGUGGUGUUCCUCAGACACUAGGACAGCAAACGUGGAUUCAAACAUCCAGUGGGACCAUCUCUCAAAGUGGAGUUGUUGUACAAGGUGGAGUACCACAGACUGUUGGCGUACGCAUGGUUACACAGCCAAUGAUGGUUCAACAAACCAUUGUUCGCAGUGGCAAUGUUAUGGUCCGACCAGCCACCACUGGUCAGGUUUCAAUGCAGGGUGGAGUACGAAUGAUGAUGAUCCAUGGAGGACAACCAGUCCGUACACCCUCUCCCCCAGUGAGUCGACCAACUAUGAUGCCUCCACCUGCUGCUAAAUCUCCAGCAGGACUUUCUGCAAGUCCAAUACCACGUGUCUCUCCAGCUCCAUCUCCUUUAUCGAAUCAUCCCUCUCCACACUCUCCUCAAAUUAAGGGCCAUUCUCCGCUAAUGGGAUCUCCAGCUCCCAGUCCUCAUAACUCACUCCCUACACUUUCUAGUAUUAUUAAAAGGGAACCAGAAGAUGAGCUCUCAGGUAGUUGUGGUACACCUGGUUUGCCUCUCUCAAGUAUUGCUGGUCCAGGCAUUUCUCAAUCUCCUGGCACACUGCAUGUGACCAUCAGUGGAGCAGUAUCACAGGCAGCAACACAGUUGCCAAUGAUGAACCACCCACACUUGACAACACAAAAUUCUUCAAUUGUCACAGGACCACUGAAAUCAGAGGGAUUGAAUGAAGGGAUGAGUAAAGAGUCCUCUAAUGCAUUGCUUAAGCAAUUGUUGGAAAAUACUGGGUGUGCUAGCCCGCUACAGCAGCCUCCUCAAGGUCAACUGGUGUUGUUUAGGUCAUCUCAAGGAACGUUACCCAUGCAGUCAUCUCAUCUGUCCCAGGUUGCUUCACAGGUGCCUAAUCCAACCCCAAUAAUGGUACCUCGAAGCAUUGUACCAGCUUCAGCCCCAAGCUCGCAUGCUUCUGUGUUACAUACUACUAGUGUUGCAUCCAUGAUGUCUCAUAACCCUGACAUUCAACAUCAUCAUCAUACAGUAAUUGCACCUGGAACUCAAUCCCAGCCUUUAGGACCCAACCCACAAAUAAUGCAGCGUUCAGUUGUAGUGUCAGGUCCUCAGCCGGUUCCACAAAAUCCUGGAACUCAUACUGUUGUUCUGGGUCAGCCACAGUUAAUUGCCCAACCUGGUGCUCAUGUCAGUCUCAGUCAUUCAGUAGCACGUCUUGGAGUUCCAUUUGCUGGUCAGAGCCAUCAAGUUCAGCAUGCAAAUGCUCCUCAUCCAUCUAGUCAACAUACAGGUAUAAGGCAGGUUACAACCCACCAUAUAACCCAUCAGGGUAUGAACCCUUCUGGUCAUCAUGUGAUACAAGGACAGCCAACUCAUCAAACAGUAGCAGUCAGCCAUCCAAGUCGUCCGCUGGGUCACCCUGUUACUCCCUCAGGUCCUCACAUGGUUGUCCAUCCAGGCCUUCGACCUGCCCACCCAGGUCAACACCCUUUAGCUAAUGCUCAUCCACCGGGUACUCAUCUAAUAUCAGGAGGAUCACGGCCCUCUCUUAACCCCACAGUAAUGAGCUCUGCUCAAACACCAGCAAGUAUGGCAGACCGAAUUAAUAGUGAUCCUGGCCUAAAAACAGAAAUGCGCGUUAUGAUUCCUGAGACUGUAAUGGGAACAGGAGCUAGCACCGGAGAACACACUCCUGAGAUGACCACACCAAAUGAAGGUUCGGACUCUCUAGACCAUGAAGAGCUUAAGAAAGCAAAGAAACGAGCUCAGCAAGCUAGAAGAAAAAGUCAAAGUAAGGACACCAAAGUACAGCCAGCCAAGCGGGCUAGACAGGGAUCUCGAGUUGAAGAAGAUUAUGAUGCUUAUAUUGAAAGUGUAAUGCAACAAUUAAGAAGUAUGCCACCACUCACUAUCAUGGAACCAGAAGUACCAAGAAACUUUAAUCUCUGUCCAAUGUUUGGUAGUGGUGAUUUAACUAAACUAGGCAGGAGAGAUUAUAAUUACAGGCAAGGAGUUUUGGAAGGCUCAGAAGGUCAUGCAACUAUAAAAAAUAUCACUGAUUAUUAUAAUACACAACCAUUUGGUGAUAAAUUACCCAUAGUCACUCCAGCAAAAACUGCACCCACUCAACGAGGCUUCUACAUUCAUGAGUUUACACCACCAAAGAUUGGCCUGCCACUAGAUGAAUAUCCGGGAGAAGGUGAUUCUGUUAGUGGCUCUAAUCGUCCAACUCCAGCCCUAACACCAACUAGAGAUGCAGACUCUCCUGACACUGUUUUAAGCUCCUCCUCUCCAGAAUGUAUAUUACCUGAAUCCCCUCUUCCAUUUAAGGGUCUUAGACUGGUUGACAUGGAUGAGGAUCCACAUGAGGAUCAGCGUGAUCGUUCGCUUUCUCCUUCUAUUCCUCUCCUCAUGCCUACUCCAAUAAGACCAGGACAAUUGCCAUUCCUUCCCUCUCUGGACAAAGAUAGUAAAGAUAUUCCAGAAUUGGAUAAGGAAAAUAUUGGUAGCCUUUCAAGUAUUACAAUGAAGAGCCGCUUAGGACAAUCACCAGCACUACCUUUAAAAGACAUGGGUAAUGUCACUGUCACACUUACCCUUUCAUCUCAAGCUGGCGAAGAUGUAUCUGGUGUUUUACGUUCUUUAGCUAACCUUCUGAACAUUCCACCACCAUCAUCUUAUCAAAUGGCAGACCGACUGGAGCCACCCAAAUUACCAAGACUUUAUCACCACAAACAUCCAAAAGAUGGUAAAGAGCAAAUAGUGGACAUCCAAAGUAUUCUCAAUGGACAGGCACGUUUUUGUAGACAUUGUGAUAUCAUCAUAUUGAAAGAUAUUUUAUGCAAAAGAGUGUCAGAGCUUUCGUUCUUAAACAAAGAAGACUAUGGAAGUGUUGAGGAAAUUACUUUUUGUUCACAGCAGUGCUAUGUACAGUUUGCAUUAUCUCAUCGUAUGAUCAUUGAUGAAAGAGGAAAGCAUGAUGGGAGUAGUAGAUUUAGCAAGCAAAAAGAUACAUAUAAUGAUAUCAAAGACACUUCAUCCAUUAUGUCUGAUGAUACUCUCCCAGACUGGUCCAAAGAAGAAGAUAUGGAUGAAGUUUUACGGGUUCCCCAACUUGAAGAUUCUCUGCUCAGUCGACCCAGCAAACAUAAACUAGAAGAUGAUGAGGAUCAGUUCCCUAGGCAGCCUGAUGGGAAACGUUUUCGUGGUCACAAAUAUAAGUGCUGGACACCUAAUGCUCUCAUUCUUCCAGAGAAUUAUGAAAAACCAACACCUAAGGAAAUGACAGACUUGCUUUUUCGCAUGGGUAUCACCUACAGAAAGCCACGGUUACGAGACGAUACUCGUCAGUGUAUCUUAUGCAACCUGUAUGGCGAUUAUGUAGCUGAUGGACCAUCAAGACUACUUAAUUAUGAUGUAGACAAAUGGGUUCAUCUUAAUUGUGCUCUCUGGGCAGAGGAUGUUUAUGAAACAAUGAAUGGAGCCCUUAUGAAUGUAGAAACUGCAAUGAAAAAAGUGUCACCAUUUAUAUGUGAACAUUGUGACCAGCUUGGAGCAUCUGUGAAAUGCUUUAAAGUGCGAUGUAGUAAAGUUUAUCACUUAAAUUGUGCUGUAAAAGAAGGAUGCACAUUUUAUAAAAAUAAAACCGUGUAUUGUCAAGAGCAUAUUAACAAAGGAGAGAAAGAUAAUGAACUUUCAACGUUAUCUGUGUUCCGCCGUGUUUUCAUAGACCGUGAUGAGAACAGGCAAGUGGCUUCAGUGAUGCACCAUGCAGAUAUGAGCUACCUUCUUCGUAUUGGCUCACUAAUUCUUCUAAACAUUGGGCAGCUUUUUCCACACCAGCUCCAGGCAUUCCACACUCCUUAUUGCAUCUAUCCUGUGGGCUAUCAAGUGAUUCGAUUCUACUGGAGCAUGCGCAAGCUUCACAAGAGAUGUGCUUAUGAGUGUUCAAUCCAUGAGAAUGAGGGUCAGCCAGAAUUUCGAAUAAUGGUGAAAGAGGAUGGUUAUGAAGACCACACAUUUGUCAGCUGCUCUCCAAAGGGUGUAUGGAACAAAGUUCUUGAACCAUUAGCAGAUAUGCGUCACAAAGCAGAUGUUGUAAGACUCUUUCCUCAGUACAUCAGUGGAGAGGACCUCUUUGGCCUGACUGAACCAGCUAUUGUUCGUAUCCUUGAGUCUUUGCCAGGUAUUGACACGUUAGGUGACUACAACUUCAAGUAUGGCAGUAAUCCAUUAUUCGAGCUUCCUUUAGCUGUCAACCCAAGUGGGUGUGCUCGAGCAGAACCUUUCAACAAAUUACACCUCAAACGCUACCAUGGGAUGCGCACCACUGCUGGCUCAGUGCGAACAAGUAAUAACUCCAGAAAUGCUGCCAGCAUAGCAACCCUAACUAUGGGGUAUGAUCCCUUUGUGCCCUAUAGUAAGUUGCAUGUCCACUCAAGAUCAUCUCAGUAUAAGAAGAUGAAGAACGAAUGGAGAAGUGUCGUUUAUUUAGCAAGAUCUAAGAUCCAAGGACUUGGUCUAUAUGCUGCACGAGAUAUUGAAAAAAACACUAUGAUCAUCGAGUACAUUGGAGAGAUCAUCCGUUCCGAAUUGGCAGAGGUACGUGAGAAGCGCUAUGAGGCUCAAAAUCGAGGAAUCUACAUGUUCCGCCUUGAUGAUCAGAGGGUUGUGGAUGCAACAGUAACAGGUGGUCUAGCUCGGUAUGUCAACCACUCAUGCGGCCCCAAUUGCUAUACUGAGACCAUUGAAGUUGAGAGAGACUUGAAGAUUCUCAUUAUUUCCAAUCGCAAAAUUCUGCGAGGAGAGGAGUUGGCAUACGAUUAUAAAUUUGAUGAAGAGGAGGAUCACAAAAUUCCCUGUCUUUGUGGAGCAGAGAACUGUAGAAAAUGGAUGAAUUAAGGAGUCCCGGCAGAAAGUACAACGUCCCACGUGGACCUCUAUUUCUUGCAACAAAAGACAAAAUGGAAACGGAAAUGUAUUGGGUUUGUGGUAUAAGAUGUGUGCCUUGACACUUGAAUACGCAGCAUUACCAAACUCUUGUGGCCUCUUUAAUAGAGUUAACAUGAGUCAAAGUUUACUGCUUUAUUUACUUGACUAAAUGAAAAGAUAACCUCAAUUAUCUCGCCAAAGUAUAUAGUUAAUAGUGGUGUGUGGAAUUUUAUUUGAAAUAGUGUGUAAUUUGAUCGUUCAAAUAUUUUUUUAUAUUUGUGUUUGCAUGUGACUGAGUGCUUGUAAAUUAUAUAUGUAAUAUUUGUGUAUAUAUGCUUUAAUAUUGCAUUUGUACACUUACAUUUCUAUUUGAGUGAGUGUUUGCGAGUGUGUGUGUAUAUUUUAAAGCAUUUUAAUCGAAACAUACAUGUGCGGAUGUUAAGGUGUGUGUUUGUAUGUAUGAAGAACAUCAUAUAAGAAAUAGCUUGAAUUGUAUUAAAUUAAUUUAUUUAUAUUGAAAUAAAGUUUCAUGUCUUAAUGGUUGUGUCGACCAUAGGUGAAAGAUCGUCCUUUAUAUAUUUUUUUUAUAUAUAUUUUUUUUUUAACUGAAAAAUGCAACAGUGAGUCAGAAAUAUUACUGUGACACUGAAGGUCAGAAAAAGUUGGAUAACAUAAUGCAUUUACGAGGCGUUAUUCACAUGGAUGUGGUUGCUCAGUGUUUAUAUGGGAACGUUUUGCUUUUUAUCGUUGGCAGGAACAGAAAAGCCAAGUGCCUUGUGCAAGGAAAUCAGCUUUCCACGUCAGGGAUUGGAUUUAAACAUUUUGUGGCUGAAGUGCAAUUCUUUGUCCGAAAGGAAAUGUGAUUUCUAGUGUUUACAGUGAACUGGUUCAACUUUCCAAUUUUUGACAUGAGUGGCCUGAAAACGUUCUUCCAACACUUCUAAGACUGAUUCUUAUGAAUAUAGUACUAUCAUUCAAUAGCACUCUUGUCUUAUUCAAAACAUAAUUUAAUUAUAUUGUUGGAAAGAUGGCCCAGUUUAUGUAAGUUGAUUCUUAGUUACAAGGUGUAUUUAAAAUUUCUAUUUACAGUGGAUCUAUUUUCACACUUAGGCUUAGUGCCUAGUAUUACUUUGUAAAUGGCUCACAUUCUAUUAUAGCACUUAUUGAAAACUUAUAUUUACAAAAUUUCAAGAAUUUUUAAGUGCAUCCGUUUCAUUCAUGACCCUAUGGUCAUGUGAGCUCAAGUGCUUUUCAGAUUUUUGUAUUGGAUCAUGACUUUCAAACUGCAGCAUCCCGUCCCUAGUGAUGGCGAUGCUGAUAGUUCCAGUGGUCCACCAUUCAAUAGUGCAUAUUGCACUGAAUUAAUAAUUGUUUUACCUCAGCAGAGUUCUGUGUCCAGUAAAAAUUCAACUUGCGGUAACUUUUGGGUGUAUUGGACUAAGAAUAAAGGGAUGCUGUAAAGCCUUGAUCACUAUAGAACAUAUUAGUAACUCUAUAGCCUCCAUCAAAUGCCCAGGUUAUAUAUUGCAGAUUAAAUAAGUAAAAUGUAUAGUCUUCUUUUAACUCAAUGACAAUGUAUUUACUUUCAAAAUCUCUAUCGGUUGCUUAAGUUUUUUCAAGUUUUAUCUUUAAAUAUGUAUUUUCAAAGCUUUUAGUAAAUCUGGACUAAGAUUUAGCUUUUCUUGCUUUUGCAUUUUCUCUCCCAGAUAUAAAUGGACAAGCAUGCCAAAGCAAUUAAAUAUUAAUUUUAACUUAAUUGUUUUCCCUUAAGGUUAAGUUGUUGUCUGUGUUUUUAAUGUAAUUUAUAAUUAUUUUCUUUUAUAAAUCCUAAUUAGAAAUCUAAGGCAUUUUAGGCAUAUGGAAUACAGUGCUAUAUAUACAGUAUAGCAUUGUCCUUAGACCCUGUGGGGUAAUUCAAGGGCAUAUACAAUAUUGCCCACAUCCCUGUGAAACUUAAAUGUCAGCCAGUAAGUGGCAUGGUGGCUUGAGAAGUCUGGUAUGGUGAAAACAUAUUCUUCCACGUUAACAUUUGUUGCUUAGCUUGUAUAUUUAGAGAUUUUAGAACAUAGCAGAGGUAAGAGAACAGAUCCUAGUUUUAAACUACCACAAGCUACCAGGUAAAUGUUAACACAAAUGUUUUUCUGUACUACACUUUUCAUCCACAUCCACAUCUCUGAUCCUGAAUUCUCCCACCUUCAAACAAGUGUAUCAAGUUGGAUAUCAAGUAUUAUGCCUAGCCUCGUGGAUUACGUAUUUUAUCUGAAAAUAUUUGUAUUAUAUAAGUAACCCAAGCAUUCUCAUGUUUGAUGUGUAUCGUCAGGAGUCAUAAUUGGCUCAUGGAUGUCCUGCUGUUUGUGUGGAAUUAUGAAGCUGAACAAUGUCAAUAUGUAAAUAUAUUGUUGAAUACAGUCAAUAAAUCAUUUUUCAUGUA
Molecule: messenger RNA, 18515 nt
Organism: Procambarus clarkii (red swamp crayfish)
Lineage: Eukaryota; Metazoa; Arthropoda; Malacostraca; Decapoda; Cambaridae
Source: RefSeq, a predicted model, not a curated record